Molecule: messenger RNA, 4932 nt
Organism: Ailuropoda melanoleuca (giant panda)
Lineage: Eukaryota; Metazoa; Chordata; Mammalia; Carnivora; Ursidae
Gene: ZNF286A
Product: zinc finger protein 286A
Exons: 6
Coding region: 292-1857 (521 amino acids)
Biological process (GO): regulation of transcription by RNA polymerase II
Molecular function (GO): RNA polymerase II cis-regulatory region sequence-specific DNA binding; DNA-binding transcription factor activity, RNA polymerase II-specific
Source: RefSeq, a predicted model, not a curated record
GCCUGCCAGCCUUGCCCCCCUCUUUCUGACGCAUGCGCGACUCCGAGCUGGCCCGAGAAGUUCGUAGCCUUUGUCAGGCCCGGGAUGGGAGGUUCCAGCCUCGUAGGACCGAGCCAGGCUCGAGAGUGAGGAAGAAACCCGACCCGCCCUGAUCGAAGCCUUCCAGCAGAGCCCCCGGAGGGAAGGCAGGAAGGAGGACGCCGAGGCCGCGGGGGCUUCUCACGGUGCUGCCGGGAGAAGUCUGAACUGGGGAGAGAUCGGAAUAUUCAGAACCGGGAGCAGGUGGUGAUCAUGGAGACCGACUUGGCCGACAUGCCGGAGAAGAGAGCUCUGUCUUCCCAGGAUUCUCCCUUUUCGCAAGAGCAGAGCACGGAAGAGGGAGAAGUGGCAGCUCUGCGCCUCACAGCCAGAUCCCAGGCAUCAGUGACAUUCAAGGACGUGGCCAUGGACUUUACCCCAGAGGAGUGGGGGAAGCUGGAUCCUACACAAAGGGAGGUCAUGCUGGAGAACUAUAGGAACCUGGUCUCGCUUUGGCUUCCAGUUUCCAGACCUGAGAACUACAAUUUGGAGAACGGAAAAGAACCAUUGAUGCUUGAGAGAAAAGCCCCCAAAAGCAGCUGUUCGGACCUGGAGACUAAACCUGAGGGCAAAGAUUCAACUUCAGUGCAAGAUAUUUCCAAAGACGAAUCAUGCCAGGCUGCAGUAAUAGACAGACUGACAAGGAAUAGUGUCUAUGACUCCAAUCUGGAAACAGCUCUUGAAUGUGAAAAUUGGUUAGAGAAUCAGCAAGGAAAUCAGGAGAGGCACUUGAGAGAAAUGUUCACCCACGUGAACUCACUUGCUGAAGAAAGAGCUCACGAGCAUGAUGUAUAUUGGAAAAACUUUAGUCAGAAGUCUGUUCUUCUCACUCAAGACAUAGUUCCCAAAGGAUCCUAUGCCUUCCAUACACUUGAAAAAAGGUUGAAACAGAAAUCAAACUUAAUGAAAAAGCAAAGAACCUGUAAAGAGAAAAAACCUCAUAAAUGUAACGAUUGCGGUGAACUCUUCACUUACCAUUCAGUGCUUAUUCGACACCAGAGAGUCCAUACUGGAGAGAAGCCCUAUAGCUGCAGCGAAUGUGGAAAAUCUUUUAGCCACAGAGCUAAUUUAACUAAACAUCAGAGAACUCAUACUAGAAUUCUCUUUGAAUGCAGUGAGUGCAAGAAAGCCUUCACAGAAAGCUCAUCCCUUGCGAUACAUCAGCGAAUUCACAUUGGAGAGAGACCGUAUGAAUGCAAUGAAUGUGGAAAAGGUUUUAAUCGAAGUACACAUCUUGUGCAGCAUCAGCUGAUUCAUACUGGAGUGAAGCCUUAUGAAUGUAAUGAAUGUGAUAAAGCUUUCAUUCAUUCAUCGGCUCUCAUUAAACAUCAAAGAACUCAUACUGGAGAGAAACCCUAUAAAUGUCAGGAAUGCGGGAAAGCCUUCAGCCAUUGCUCAUCCCUUACUAAACAUCAGAGAGUUCAUACUGGAGAAAAGCCAUAUGAAUGUAGCGAAUGUGGAAAAACCUUUAGUCAGAGCACACAUCUUGUUCAGCAUCAGAGAAUUCAUACUGGAGAGAAACCUUACAAAUGUAACGAAUGUGGGAAAACCUUCAGCCGGAGCUCAAAUUUCGCUAAACAUCAAAGAAUUCAUAUUGGAAAGAAACCAUACAAAUGUAACGAAUGUGGAAAGGCCUUCAUUCAUUCAUCAGCUCUUAUUCAACACCAGAGAACUCAUACUGGAGAGAAGCCCUACAGAUGUGAUGAAUGUGGGAAAAGCUUUAAGUGCAGUUCAUCCCUCAUCAGACAUCAAAGAAUUCAUACUGAAGAGCGACUCUGAAAAAUUACUGAAUGUGAAGAAAAGUAAGUUGGCUUUAUCACUGUGUUAAAUACCUGAGUGUUUAGGUGGAACACCCGUAAAAUGCUGCUUGAGGACCAAUUCUGUAUGCGUCUGCUUUCACUUGCAUCACAUGUAGUUUUGAGCCAUAGAUAGAAUGUUCCCUAUAUCUAUUGAUUUGAUCAUCAUGAAAGCUUCUGGCCAGGGAUCUCAAAUUUUGACCCCCACCCCCUACCCACCACCACUACCAAAUACCCUUUCAUGGAAAUUCAAGAAAUCCUUGGGAGUGGAUAGUGGUAUAAUCAUUGUGAAAUGUGGUUCCUCCUUCUAUUUGUCACAUGAAAGCCUUGUUAUAGCUUCUCGCUCUGUAAGGAAAUUCUUAUUUGUAAACGUAGGUAGUGGACUCCUGUCUUUAUCAUCAGGAAGACAGAGUUGUUCCUCUUUGGAUCCAAAGUAGAUCUCCAGAUGUACAGGUGUCAUUUUUCCAGGGAGGGUUAAUUCUUCUACAUUAGCUAUAAAAUGUAAAGGUUAAGAGUUGACAUAUGCUUUGGAUUCCCUCCCCCAAAGGCUACUGUCUAAUUUGAUGAACAUAAAUAGAACGUAUUGUAGAUUCUAAGUUAUGUUCACUUGGUUUAUGCUGGUCAUAAGUUUAGAUCCUUGUUUACCCUCUGCUCUGUAGAUUUUCUUUUUCUACUUCCUUGGAAUUUCCCUGAAGUUAAGUGUGGGUCAAAAUCUUAACUGCAGUUUUCAGUCAAAUGCCUCUUUUCUUAUCCGUGGCAUUGAAUGAGUCCUUGGUUUUUCUAUAAUCAAAGUGUUAGGGAUAUUUCAUUUCCAGCUCAUUCAUUUACAGUUAUUCUGUCACUUUGAGAAAAAGCCCCUAGAAUGUUGAGGGUCUGAAAAGUUGAUGAGUUCAAUGUGUUAUUAUAUUUAGGGUCCCAGUCAAGAAGGAGAACUGAAACAACUCUGAGACACAAGGACACACCUUCCUGUCAAAUAUGGAAAAUAGUUCACAGGACAGUGACUCACUGGAGGAUAGCAGCUUCCCUCCAUGAAGAAGAGGUUGCCAUUUCUCUGGCUUUCAUGUCUACCCACAUGUUUUGUUGUUGUUAUUCUCCCUAUAUGUUUGUUGGGCUAUAUCCCAGAGCCCUAAAGAAGGUAGAAGAGGCAUGAAACCACGGAAGUUACAUGGGUGACCAAAAACCAGUGGUGGGAUUGGGAUCGCAGAAGCAAAGUUCACAUAAAUAUUUAGGAAAACACUAUACAGAUGUCAGUUUUUAUUGUUACUCUAUUGUAUGAAAAGAAGAGUAUAGAAAAGAUAGAAGGAAAAUAGUUACAGAUUUCUGACUUCUCCUAAAUUCUAUCCUUUAUGAACAUUCAACAGCCAGUCCAUACUCUUGCCUUCUCCACAUUAUCUCUGUUAUUUCUCAUAAUUCCUUCUCUGUAAACCUUAGUUGUAUUAUUGAGGACAAGUAGAGGAAUAGAGUUUAGAGCAAGAUCAUUAAGGAUGAAUGGGUUAAAUCCAGCUGUGAUGGAAAUUAAAGAAAACGAUAGGAAACGCAGCUGAAAGGACUGGGAAGAGGUUUGGAAAGAACCAGAAACACAUCGGGGGUGAAGGUGGGUGGGAAGGCUCAGGGUCUGAGAGUCAGGGUAGGAGGCUGACACAGGAAGAGGGUAAGGGGAGAGGCACUCAGCCCUCUUCACCUUAAUACUCAGUAUUCAUGUUCAGAAGUAGGAACUGACAGGUUAUGACCUGGACCCACAACCAAGUCCGGCCUUCUGCCUAUGUCUCUAAAUGUUUAGUUGGAUCUCGACCACAUUCGUUCAUUUACAUGUGUUUGUGCUGCAAUGUCAGAGUUGAGUGGUUGUGGUAGAGACUGUAUGUUCCCCCCAAAGCCUAAAAUACUUGGUAUUUUUCUGUGGGCCAAACACUUGAGUGAAAAUAAAUUCAUCAUUUGGGGACCAAAAUUUGACUCACAGAGUAAGACCCACUUGGGCUUUUCAGAGCCAAGUUUGAAUUCCUCCACCUCCACUUAGCUUUUAUGUGACUUUACUACUUGCUGUCUCUAGGUCUCAGGGUCUUCAUCUGUAAGAUGGAAAUAAAACUUACCUCUCUGGUAAGGUUGUGAGGAUUAAAUAAGACAAUGCAUGUAAAAGACCUGGCUCACAAAUUAAACAGCCUCUAUAUGUAUGUGUUUGCAAAUAUAUACAUAUAUGUGGAUUUUAAGGAGACAUCAGUCCAUUUGGGCUGUUAGAACAAAAAAACUCACCACAGACUGAGUGGCUUUAGAAACAACAUGCUGACAGUUCUGGAGACAGGAGUCCCAAGAUCAAGGCCCCACCAGGUUCAGUGUCUGGUGAGGGCCCAUUUUCUGGUUCAGGGACCACCAUCUUUUUAUUAUGUCUUUGCAUGGUGAAAGGGUAACGGGGCUCUGGGGCCUCUUCUGUAAGGGCAACUAACCCUAUUCCUGAGAGUUUUGCCCUCAUGACCUAUUCACCUUCCAAAGGCCCCACCUCCCAGUACCAUCACUCUGGGGAUUAGGUUUCAAGAUAAAUUUGGGGAGAUAUAAACUCAGUCUGCAGUAAGUGGCUAAGCAUCAGUGAGGUAGAAAUUACCUAAGACUGAAUGUGUCUUCCACACCUUUUGUUUACCGAUCAAGAACUGUCACCAUCCUGCUUUCUAGCGCAUCAUAGAGAAGGGGUUUCUCCUGCUCUUGCUUCCAUCUGGUGCUGCUCCCUACACAGCCUUCUUUAGACCUUGGGGAAUCUACUUUCUUCUAAGUACCACUUAACCAGGAACUAUCUGAUAGUUUCAGAGACUCAAGUUUGUAAUCUAAUUGCAGUUUAAGUAGUGUUAAGAGACUUGCUCUGAGUUAGUUCUACUGGGAAAUCUGGCCCUUGACAUUUCAGUAUUUGUUCUGUUUAUGUUUGAUGUUCAAUACGACUGUAUUUGUACUCCAACGUGAAUCUUGGAAGUUUUAAUGUUCUGCUUUUCAAAUGUUUUUGGUUACCUAUAAACUAACGAAAUUUGACUGCUCUUAUUGGUCCACUGUCAAUAAAGAUGUUGUUUAUCUAUUCUCA